Molecule: messenger RNA, 1046 nt
Organism: Lycium barbarum (goji berry)
Lineage: Eukaryota; Viridiplantae; Streptophyta; Magnoliopsida; Solanales; Solanaceae
Product: lysine-rich arabinogalactan protein 18
Exons: 2
Coding region: 96-770 (224 amino acids)
Cellular component (GO): plasma membrane
Source: RefSeq, a predicted model, not a curated record
UCACUCUCUUUAAGCCACAAUUACACGCUUUCCUCUUCUCAUUACUCUCUUUUUUACUCUAUAUUCUCUUGAUUUUAUUACAAAGAAUAGAAGCCAUGGAUAGGAAAUGUUUAUGUUUAAUAUCAAUUUUGUGCAUUGUAGUGGCCGGUGUCACGGGUCAGACACCAGCAGCAGCACCAGCCAAAGCACCCGUAGGUGCUAAGGCUAGUACUCCACCAGCUGCUGCCCCCACUAAGCCCAAAACUCCUGCUCCUGCUGCAGCACCAGCCUCGGCCCCACCAACAGCUGUUUCAGCUGCUCCAGUAACCGCACCAGCUGCUGCUCCCACUACACCUGUUGUUAAAGCACCAGUAUCAGCACCACCAGCUAAAACACCAACAAGUUCCCCACCUGCUAAAGCACCCGCUAGUUCUCCACCAGUGCAAUCUCCACCAGCACCAGCUCCAGUGGCAGCAACACCACCAGCUGUUGCUUCUGCUCCACCGGCUGCAGUUCCAGUUGCAGCACCUGUUGCUGCAGAGACAGUACCAGCACCAGCUCCUAGCAAGAGCAAGGGAAAGAAGAAGGGAAAGAAACACAAUGCAUCUUCACCAGCACCUUCUCCUGAUAUGAUGAGCCCACCUGCACCUCCUACUGAAGCUCCUGGACCUAAUGGACUUGACUCUGACUCUCCCAGCCCAUCUCUUAACGAUGAGAGUGGAGCAGAGAAAUUGAAGAUGCUCGGAAGUUUGGUAGCUGGAUGUGCUGUGAUGAGCUGGCUCUUGUUCUAGAGAAGCUGUCAUUUCAUUUUUUUAAACAUAUAUUGUCCAGUAUUUUAUCAUUUUGAUAUUCACAUGUAUAAUUUAUCUUUUGGUUAUUUCUGGUGCUUUAUGGGUCCCCAUUUAGAUCCGCUUAGAUUUGGCCACAUUGGCUCCUUUUUAUAUUCUUUCGUGGAGUGAAGGGUAGAGAUUUGUACUAGUCUUCACUACUUUACUCCUUUUGGACUAUAUUUUCUUCAUCUCCCCCACUUUCUUCUAUUAUAUAAAUUUCAUUUGUUUAUUUGUCGA